Messenger RNA from Anopheles gambiae (African malaria mosquito), 1178 nucleotides. RefSeq names its product anaphase-promoting complex subunit 10 (gene APC10). Gene Ontology annotation, cellular component: anaphase-promoting complex. The transcript has 2 exons. The record is from RefSeq and is a predicted model, not a curated record. Gene Ontology annotation, biological process: protein K11-linked ubiquitination; anaphase-promoting complex-dependent catabolic process. Bases 121 to 678 code for a protein of 185 amino acids. NCBI's taxonomy places the organism in Eukaryota, Metazoa, Arthropoda, Insecta, Diptera, Culicidae.
UCGUGAGCCGCGCGGCGCUGUCAACAAAACCGGGCACAAACAAAGCAGCCGCUAUUUUCAAACAACGGUCAAACUUUCGUGGCCAAUGAUUGCGGCUUCCGUUCGCCUGUGCACCGCAAAAUGAGCGUCAAAAUGGGAGCGAACGUGUGCCCGAUCACCGAGGAACGGUCGGGCACGGUGCGCGAGGUCGGCGGGCAGGCGGUAUGGAGUCUUUCGUCGUGCAAACCGGGCUUCGGUGUCGAUCAGCUGCGCGACAACUCGAUGGAAACGUACUGGCAGUCGGACGGGCAGCUGCCCCAUCUGGUCAACAUACAGUUUCACCGGAAGACGACGGUGAGCCAGAUUUACAUCUACUCCGACUACAAGCUGGACGAAAGCUACACCCCGAGCCGGAUAUCGAUCCGCUGCGGGACGCACUUCAACGAUCUGCAGGAGGUGGAGGUGGUGGACCUGUGCGAACCGUCCGGCUGGGUUUGCAUACCGAUCAAGGAGUACGAGGAGAUGCUGAUGUGCACGUUCAUGAUACAGAUCGCGGUCAUCAGCAACCAUCAGAACGGGCGCGAUACGCACAUGCGCCAGAUCCGGAUCCACUCGCCGACGGAGGGUUCGCAGUAUCCGCUCGAACAUCACGGCAAGUUUAGCACGAUAGAGUUUUCCCAGUUUAGAACGAUACGCUAAGGGGAGGAGGGGGUGGGGGGGGGGGAGGAGAAAGGGGCUUAGUAACGGUAACGCAAAACUAUUUAUCAAAAUAUAAGCACAUUUAAUUCCAGAAGAAAACAACGACAACACACAACAUAAAGAACCUUUUUCGUUUUAACCUUUGUGAGGCGGCUCCAGCACCGGUUUUACCGUACCGAGCACCCCUCUCCAGAGUCCCUCCUUACUGCAGCAGACCACGCAGCAUCGUUUCCAGCUUGCGACCGUCGGCCGCAAACUUGCGAAUACCGUCCGACAGCUUGUCCGUCGACAUCUGGUCCUCGUUCAGCAUCCAGCGGAACGUGGCCUCAUCCAUCUGCACCUUCUCCAGCGCUACCUCCUUCGCCUUCUCCGCAUCCAGAUAGCGCUUGACCGGUUCCGCACUCUUCUCCAGCUCGCCGAGCAGCUUCGGGCUGAUCGUGAGCAGAUCGCACCCGGCCAGCGCCAUGAUCUCGCCCACGUUGCGGAACGACGCGCCCAUC